UUCCACGGUACAUCGAAGAGACGCAUUUCGAUAAUUUAUCGUCAAUCAAAUGGUGACCAGUGACCCCCAAACUCAGUAAAUACCCCCCGAUUACCAAAAAAUUCACUCGGAAUUCACCGAUAACCCGAUAGCCCCCGAUAACAACCCCUCGACCCCUCGAUACUCAAUAAAAUAUCGAGUUAAACGUGUUUGAAUACGGCGCCACUGUCGUCCCCCUCUUUAAAAAUCAUGGGGGGUCGGGCAAUCGAAAAUUCGGGGGGUGGGGGUGGAGGAAUGAAAAAAAAUUGAAAGGUCUUCGGUGAUUCUCCGGCAUUUUCUCCAGUUUUUCAGUUUCUAUCAUUCCCAGUGAUACUCGGUUGAAUAAACUAGGGGAUGACGUGGACACAGGGGCGGUGGGGUCAAAGGGUGAUCGGGGGGGUGCGGGUUGUUACCCCCAAGUGAUUGAUCUCGUGGAACAGGUGCAUCAAUUGGAAUGUGUCCGGACAAUCACUCGAUCAUCAAUGAGGGCAAUUGUGGUUAUGAUAAUGCAAUGAUUUAUUUCAAUUUGAUCGUUGAAUUGACGGGGAUUCGGACGAUUCGAUGACAUGUGGGCGUGUACUCACUCCAGGGUGGUGAUUUUGGAUUAUUGGGGUGAUUUUUUUAUUGGUAUGACGGGGCUGUGAAAUUUUUUUCGUUUUUGACGGGCCCAAGGUGGUUGGCAUAGAUUUUUUUCUUUUUUUAUGUGUAUCGGGAAAGCGACGUAUUGUUAUGAGUGUUUUCAACGCCACGGGGAACAACGCCGUCGGGACGCCUGAGGGUGCCGACGACUGGAUGGAAUUCUGCGACAGACACGCCCGCGCAUCCGCAUCCGAUUUUGCCAAGGCCUUUUGCACUUAUGUCAGUCUUAAUUUGCCGGAGAGUGCCAGGGCUACUCUGUCCCACAGGGAUUUCUUGAGGAAAUUCAUUGAUACCUUUUGCGAGCACUUCGAGAGCGAGUAUCUCAGGAGAAGUGCCAGAUCUCCCUCAUUCCACGACACUCGUCAUCCAGUAACGAAUUCAACUAGUCACAACAAUCGUGUGCCAAUUCGUGCAUCAUCCCACGAGGAAUUCAGUGAUUAUUCUGAGCACGAGGGUGACAUUGUCUCCCCAAAGCCAGUGCACAAGCCCUUCUUCCGUCGAUUAUCGUUCAAGGGUUUGAAAAAGGGAAAAGGCUUUUUCCACAAGCAGCAGAGCGAUGAGGUCGAGCUGUCCCACAGCGAUCACAGACGAGACAAACACUCGAAAUCGAAGCUCUCGAAAAUAGUCGUUGAGUGUAGAAAAGAGGGUGUCGUCAACUCCUUGAUGGGAGAGAAUCCAGAUGGAACACAGAAAUGGGAGAAAUCACGAUUAGCCCUUAUCAAGGCCAUUGGGGGAUACAUGCUGGAGUUUUACUCUCCGCCGAAGGCUGUCAAGCCAAUUUCUGGCGUUUUUUGCUCAGCUAUUACUGAGGCCAGAGAGACAACUGCCCUGGAGAUGCCAGAUCAUGAGAAUACUUUUGUCUUGAAGACCCAGAGUGCUGAGUUCGUCAUUGAAGCUCAUGACUCGGCUGACAUGAGGUCCUGGCUGGCAACCAUCAGGUACUGCAUGAGGAACGCACAUUUGAACUCCAUGAGCACUAAUGCCAGUGAUACCACUGAUGGAGUUGGUCAUGGAGCUGCUGGAGGCAGCGAUGGCGACAGAUUGAGAGCGAAUUCAGCCAGCAAAUCAUCGAGAUCCACCCACGAUCACGGAAAUGACGUGGGGAAUCCCCCGGAGUUGCCACCGAGACUCAGAACGAAGAGCAACAGCAAUUUGGAAUUGUGCUCCUCUCAACAAGAAAUUGAACAAUUGCCCAAUGAGGGGGAGCUCGAUCUUGCUGUGAGUUUGAGGGAGUAUCCAUGGUUUCAUGGGACAUUGCCACGAUCUGAUGCUGCACAACUGGUGCUGCACAGCGCUACCAAUGGUCAUGGAGUAUUUCUCGUUCGACAGAGUGAAACCAGAAAGGGAGAGUUCGUUCUCACUUUCAAUUUUCAAGGGAGGGCUAAGCAUCUUCGGAUGACACUGAAUGAUCAGGGCCACUGUCGAGUUCAGCACCUGUGCUUUCCAGCAAUUCUGGACAUGCUGGAUCAUUUCCGUCAGAAUGCAAUACCCCUGGAGUCUGGAGGAACAGCUGACGUGAUGCUAACUGAAUUCGUUGUGGCAACCCACCUCCCAAGACCACCAGUUCACCCAGUGGCAGCUACAAAUGCCCAAUCAGCCCAGGAGAGGAGACCGGCGGCUGCCCCAGAGCCAAGAGAAGUACAGACAUACGGUGGAUCGAUAAGGACCCGAAUGGAGUCGCUAGAGAGAUUAGAGCAGCAAAAUGCUGAUCAGCAGGCAUCUACGAGUGGUAGAGCAGUACAAAAUACAUACAGUUUUCUCUGACGCUGGAUACAGAGGAGAUUAACAUCUGGCUAUCGUUUGGUCAGUCAUCCUGAAUAAAAGAUAUAUAUUUUUUAAAUACCUAUUUAUAUGCUUCAAUACGCCUCAAGGAAAAUUAACAUUCUAUCGACUCAUUCCAUCGAGAAGGAAAAUAACACGAAACGUAAUUUUUAUUAGGCUCAACUUAUCGCUGUAUACGAAUUUUCCACGUAAUCUGUACAUAAUUUUGAUUUCAUUUUUUUUUUUUUGCUUGGAGAUCUGUCUGUUACUUUGCACUGGGCUGUAAUCUAUUGAAAAGCCUCGGCUCAAACUGCAUAAUUGUGAAUAUAAUAUUUUUCGCCUAGAAGAGAGCAGGAAAAUAUAGCGUCAGGAGAUCCAGGAAAUUUUUUUUCGUUAUUUGGAACGAUUUUCUAUUUAUAUCUUGGCGUUUUUUGGAAAUGGCGAAAUUUUCAUAGAGACUUUUUUUAUAGAUAAUUGUGCUGGCUGCAAGAAAAGUCUCUACAAAAAUUUUGAUAGCUCCAUUGAGGAUGGAGAUGCAUUGAAAUUUAUCAUAAUUUAUUGGUGAAUCAAUUUUUGAUUUGUGGAAAAUGUCUAUGCUUUUGUUUUUGUGAAACUGUCACACCUGGAGCUUCUCGAAUGAUUAUGCACAAAUCAUACGAUACAUAUAUAAAUAUAUAUAUUUUUCAUCAGUAAACGAGAAUAUUUAAGAUUCCGUAGAUUUGGGAUGAAACGUCAAAUCAAAUAUUGAUAAUUGUAAAUAUUAAUUGUCAAGGUUCAUUGUUUGUUUCGUUGGUUUUUUUUGGCAGCAUUCAGUGCAGAAUUUGUGAAAAUCUGUAAUUAUCCCAGAUAGAUUUUUUUUUAUAUAUAUAUUUUUUUUUCUUUUCAUUGUUGAAAACGCAGAAAUAUUUCUCCGAAAAGACUGCCUGUUAUUGAUUUGUACAAAUGUCAUAUAUCUGUAUGUUAAUUAUGUUUUGUCUUUUUUCAAUAAUCAUGGGUACUGUCUUAAUUGUCUGGAAAGAGAACUGAAAUUCGUGGUUAAAGCAGGUCAUAGCAGAAGAUUUCACAAAUACCUCGAAAACAGUCCGCGGAAAUUUACAGCUCUCGAGAUAUCUGCGAAAUAAUCUAGACGAAAUUCUACCUUUGCCACGUUACUCCUGGAAUAAUUAUUGAAGUAAUCAUAAUUUAUUGUAAUUAGUAUCGCAGAGUCCAAGAAUUUGCACAGAAUGUACACCUCUCCCAUUGCCUCAAGGAUAAAUCAACAAUGAGACUGUUAGUGUCACAAUAAAAUGUCAAAACGAGUGAGGAAAGCGAGUUUAAUAUUAAACUAAUAAUUUGCCAAUAUUUUCGAGUAUUUUCACGAGAAUUGAUAAUGCCAAUCAACGCUAGAUAUAACAAGGAUCAACGAGUAAAUUUUAUCAAGGUACUUAAUUAGAAGUGGAGAAUCGAGUUUGUGUUUUUAUCUUGUUGAGAAAUUAGAAAAUGGGUGAAACCAUUCUAAAUUGAUGUUUUAUUCUGCAAUUAUCCAAAAAUUAAUAAAGUCAAUGUCUCUACAUUGAAAUAUUUUUUAAUUAAAAAGGAAAAACAUCUCGAUAUGAAUCGAUAAUUCCUGGUAGUAAUAAUUUUUCAAUUAUCUAAUUAUCUUGAU
This is a messenger RNA of Fopius arisanus, 4063 nucleotides long. RefSeq names its product SH2B adapter-like protein Lnk (gene Lnk). Lineage: Eukaryota; Metazoa; Arthropoda; Insecta; Hymenoptera; Braconidae. The coding region runs from base 748 to 2421 and encodes 557 amino acids. Gene Ontology annotation, cellular component: plasma membrane. The transcript has 6 exons. The record is from RefSeq and is a predicted model, not a curated record. Gene Ontology annotation, molecular function: transmembrane receptor protein tyrosine kinase adaptor activity. Gene Ontology annotation, biological process: intracellular signal transduction.